GUGCGCUGCCUCAGCUCAGGUACACAGACUGAAGCAUCCUCCCGUUAUACAAGCGUAAAGCAGCUGUUAUGUUCCCACCAUGGAGCGGAUAAAGUGUUUAGGAGGAUGCGUGCUUUCAUUUUUCCUCGCCUUGGUCUUUGAUGUCAUCGGUCUGAUUAUGCUUUUCGUCGGCAUAUUCGCCAACGUGCGCAUCGGCGGCCGUUUUUAUGGCGACUUCUUGAUCUACACCGGCUCUCUGAUCAUUUUCAUCAGCCUGGCCUUCUGGCUCAUGUGGUACGUGGGGAACAUCAAGGUGUCGGAGGACGACGGCUUGAAGAAGAGGAGCAGCAUCGUGCAGCUGGCCAGGAAACUCUCCGAGAGGUUAAGCCAGACGCUGAAAGGGGAGUCACGGCCGAAAUAUAUCGAGGGUGACGACGGCAGCCAGGUUGAAUCACCUCCACACAAAUCCGGCCGGGUGACAUGGGGAAGAUCCACAGCCUACGACAACAAAGGGUUUGAGAACUACGAGGACUCCCCUGCCGUGGAGAAGAAGAUAGAGACACAUCAUGAAGAAAAGAUCUGAACUCUGAUGACACGGAGGGGUACUUUCAUAUAACAAUACUCAUGUGAUGUUUUAAAUGUGGCCAUGUCUGAUUUGAUACAUAUCAUUAACUACAUUUGCUGCUUCGGAGACUUUAUGAAGGGUACACUGCAAACAAGAUUAGGAUUGUGGACAGCUUUCUCAGCCAAAAGGACAUGGAUGAAAGGACACUGUGAUAUAAUGUUAAAAUGUUCAUGUACAGGGCUGUAGUCAGGAUUUUAGGCACCUCAAUGCCCCCCCCCCCAUCAGAACACUGCCACCUGUCACAAAAAGAAGGUCUCUAUUUCUUUUUUUUAUUUUUUAGGAACACUUUAUCCCACACAUCUGUAGUUUUCUGGAAAGAUUUUGGUACUACUGAUAAGGCAAAUGGAGGCUGUUCGAUUAUUGUACUCUCAAUCAUCUAAGUUAUUUAUGUUAUCAAAGUUAUUGCAACUUAGUGAGUCUUUUAGUCACAGCAGGUCAGAUGAACAUCGAAAAACUGUGAAUUGGUCCAUAGGCAUACAUGUGCAAUUAAGAUUCCCCUUAAUUACUACCAACCUACUGUACAUAGAAACAUCUAAGUAACUUAUUUUGAAAUUGUGGGCUUGAAAAAAAGCAACAUUUUUUUAUUAAUUGAACUGUUCAGCUGAAUUUUAUGUACAUUUUAUUUCCAAGGUCUAAAUGAUUUCAAAGUUUUCUCCACACUAUAGGCGAGGCUGGGUUACCAACCACUACAAAGAGCUCUAGACUCUCAGAGGCCAAAAGUGCCCACAUUCAAUUAGAUUUUUGUAAUCUAAUUAAUUACAAAUGUUUUAUUUAAUUUUAUUUACCACUGACUCACAUUAUAAAAUGAUAAGGACCAAAAGGCAACAGUUUUAUUUUUACACAAUCUUGAGGCCAUGGUCUUGUUUGUAUUUUAAAGGGGCCCCAAGUUAAGAUACAGUUUUAGGACAGUAAAUAUUUCAGCGUAUAUUGUGCUUUCAUAGUACAUUUGGCUCUUUUUUUGGUCCAGGUUAAUCCAGCCCUGCUGCAGAAUUAUAAUUCUGGAUACUGAAUCUUUUACUUCCUUUUUUCUUUUUCUUUUUUUUUUUGGUUGAAAAGAACAUUGAUAUAUUGUCUACAAAAUACAUAAUAAUAUAUGUUUAUAAAAUGCCCACUGCUAUGUACAUUUUGAAAUUAAUUGUAAAAUGAAAUGUUCCUGAUCCUAGAAAGACAAAACAAAAUACAUGACUUCAGUGUCCUCAGUUCUAACUACGGCCCUGUUCAGGUCAGCCUGCAGUACCAGACCACAGUUUGCCAUCUCAGAAAGGCUGUCGUGCCCAUCCAACAGCUUGAUACGUUCCCUUGUUGAUUGUCCUAUAUUAUUUCAGCUGGAUUUUUUUUCCCCCACAAAUGCUUUGCCACGUGUUCCAAAUACAUUUCUCAUAUCUUUUACAUGUUGUGCCUGCUACCACGCAGAUGGAAAUAAGUCACAUCAUGUUUGCCCUUUGAGUUGCUGUCAAAGCAACACAAACACUGGUCAGACUGGUUUGUCACAGUGUUGUGGUGUUGAUUGAACAAACCUGAAAAUCCUCCACAGAGUGUCAUGUGUAACUGGGGACCCUGCAUAAUGACAUAUUGUAUGCCCACUAGGAUGUAUGUAGUAUCUCUACUCAUCACAUUUUGGGAGUAGGUGCCUGAGCGACUGAGCCACAAAGUGGAGUCACAAUAAUGGCACACCUUAUGCAAAUGUCACAGCUCUGCCUGCGUUUUGUUUAUUGCAACUGAAAUGGCUUCUAACAUUUAAAGAGCUAGCAUGACUGGCAGCUCAAAGCACUUCAAACAAACUCAUGACAAUGUUACAGUCAAUAAAACAUAAUUCCCCUCUGCUGUGUACACCUGCGAUGGCAGGCAGGACAGUGAGUCAAAGCCGCCGAGCAGAGACAAAUAGUGGCAGCUUGACUGGUCAAACAAGCUGCACAUAGAGAAGUUUCCAUUACGUGUAUUUCCUCUUUGUGACAGUCACUUCACAAAAGGUGCUGUUAUUGUGGUGAGGCAUGAACCGUGGAUUAUUAAAUAUUUAGGGAGGGCUUGAAUGCAGUGUAUCCACCCUGCAGAGAUGCUCCCAAGUUUAAUAUAAAGGGUGAAUUUAUUCCUGGGGUAAAUCUCUGAACUCAGUGGGAGUGAAGUCAAGAGGAAGCUUUGAAGCAUCUGAUAAAAGAUGCAACACACUGAUGCAGCCCCGAAUCACUUUGGUGUCAUUAACCGAACAAAAAGAUCAGGGGGGCCCCAAUUAAUUAUAGCCGGCUUAUCACUGUGUAAACACGAGCUCAAUGGCGGCUGAUUGCGAAAUAUAUGUGCAUAAAUCUGUGGUGCUGGUUACAGACAAUGAGCCGAUGUGUCACAUUAAAGGUGCAAAACAAGUCAGCCCUGCAAAGGAAUGAAGAUGGACUGUAGGGCUUUCAGCUGCUGCUAAUGAGCAACACAACCCAUUGUGUUGGUUGGAUACCAGUCUUGUGCUAUGAAAGAAAUGCAAGGCGUGCUGAAACAGAAUGAUUCAGAGGAUAGGAAAGCAGUUUUCUGGAGAGACUUGCUGUCACUCCUGUCAGACCUUCAGACGAAAUCCACCUGUCCGUCUCACCUGGCGCUGCUAUGGAGCAGAAAAAGUGCACCAACCUCUUCUUAUCACUGGCUGUGAUUUUUGACAUCAUUGGCCUCUGCCUCUUCUUCAUUGGGAUCUUUGCACCUUUGAGCUUCUGGGACUUUUUUGUGUUCUCCGGACCUUUGCUGAUCUUCCUCAGCCUGAUCUUCUGGAUAUUCUGGUACCUGGGGAGCCUCACUGUGACUGAGGAGGAGCUCAACUUGACCAAACCAGACAUACUGUGACAACAGUAUGAGUGCAACUGGACUGGGACUCCUUCAGCCCAGCAACAUGAUGAGGAGGAGGGGGCUGGCAGGACACACAGAAGCAGAAGCUUCAUCAAAAAUCAUGAAUUUGUGGACCUGUGGCUCUCCUUGAGGUUUUGCCUCAGUGAAGGAUAUGUGAUAAAACUAAAUCCAGGCACGACCAGGAACACAUUUGACUAAUCCCAGGAGAUAAAAAAAAACUCCAUUCCACCCUUUGACUUGAGGGUGAAAACAACUUGUCAUGUUGUUUAUGGACAGCAGUGAUUCCUGGACUUUGUCGGAGUUGGAAAAUGUAUUUCUCAGCACUUUCAUUGGGAGAAUGAAAAACUGUACCAUGAUGAUACUGUAUGCCUUAUUUAUGUCAUUAUUAUCAACUGUGCACAGUAUAAGUUGAUAAUUAUAUUUCAACAUGUCCCUGCACAACUGUGUAAGACAGAAAUGCUUUUGAAAUUAACAACUAAACAUGCUUUAAAAU
This is a messenger RNA of Epinephelus moara (kelp grouper), 3920 nucleotides long. It is a transcript of the gene tmem238l, whose product is annotated as transmembrane protein 238. The record is from RefSeq and is a predicted model, not a curated record. The coding region runs from base 80 to 562 and encodes 160 amino acids. The transcript has a single exon. NCBI's taxonomy places the organism in Eukaryota, Metazoa, Chordata, Actinopteri, Perciformes, Serranidae.